AUGUCGCAAAGAGUCUACUUCCUCGUUCACGGGCGAGUCCAAGGCGUGAGCUACCGCUACUUCGCGCAUAAGAAGGCAGCCGAGCACAAUGUGACUGGCUGGUGUCGAAAUACUGAGAACGGGAAGGUCGAAGGCGAGGCGCAGGGCGACGAGGACGCCCUCAAGUCCUUCCUUAAGGACCUCGAUAAAGGCCCGACGCACGCCCACGUCGUGAGAUUGGACAAAGAAUCCCGCGACGUCCAGGAAGGGGAGGCUAGUUUCGAGGUGCGAAGAUAG
Molecule: messenger RNA, 276 nt
Organism: Hypoxylon fragiforme
Lineage: Eukaryota; Fungi; Ascomycota; Sordariomycetes; Xylariales; Hypoxylaceae
Product: Acylphosphatase
Exons: 4
Coding region: 1-276 (91 amino acids)
Molecular function (GO): acylphosphatase activity
Source: RefSeq, a predicted model, not a curated record